This is a messenger RNA of Phlebotomus papatasi, 1036 nucleotides long. Its product is annotated as epidermal growth factor-like protein. Bases 45 to 905 code for a protein of 286 amino acids. The transcript is spliced from 2 exons. The record is from RefSeq and is a predicted model, not a curated record. Lineage: Eukaryota; Metazoa; Arthropoda; Insecta; Diptera; Psychodidae.
GUCAGUUCUUUUGUGGAAUUCAGUGCGAAAAGAAGUGAAGAGACAUGAAGAUCUUUUGCUUUGUUAUUUCUUUGGCUAUUUCGAUGGUCUUGUGCCAUCCUCAACUUGGUGUUAAGACUCAUCAGGGGCCAGUAACUGGCAAUCUCUUGGCAAAUUCUACCAAUACAACCUAUUUAGGACCUCCACUGGGCUUCAAUGCAACGCAUCCUAUGAAUUUAUAUCCUUCUCUGGAUACUCUGAAGAAUGUUACUGAAGUUUGGAAAAAUACUACCAACAGAAAUCAAUGGUUCAACAGAACCCGCCAAGAAAUGUCCAGGGGGAUUUGCUAUGAGGAAGUUCCUACCGUCACAUUGGUGGCCAACCCACGCGGCAAUAUUCCCAUCGGCAACGGCUCAAAUCCCUCACUGAGUCGCAUUAAAAUCUGCUGUCAGGGCUACGAACGCAAUCCCCAUAACUUCAACCUGUGUGACCCCAUUUGCCACGAACCCUGCGUCAAUGGAUUGUGCGUAGCUCCAGGAACUUGUGCCUGCUACCCCGAUUAUGGCGUGGAUCUGGAUGGGAAGUGCGUUCCCGUGUGUCCAAUCGGAUGCAGCAAUGGCGACUGCCUUCCGGACAACACUUGUAAGUGCAAGAAGGGAUUUGUGCUUGAUCCCACAGGGAAGUUCUGCAUAGAAGGGGUUCAAUGUGACGUGCCCUGUUUGAAUGGCUACUGUACCGGCUACAAUAAAUGCACUUGUCACGCGGGCUACCUACCUCAUCCAACCAAUGGGCACAUGUGCAUGCCCUACUGUCCCUCAGGCUGCCCCAAUGGCGUCUGUUCCGGACCGAACUUCUGCAUUUGCAAUGCUGGAUUCAUCAAAGAUCGCAGCAUAAAGGGCAGUCAAGCCUGCAUCAGACGUGUUUAGAGAAACACACAACGCAACUAUUCUAUUUAGCACCGACAUGCACCAAUAUUGAACUGUUCUGAAACACACUGUUUUUCUAAGGCACAAAUCACUAUGAACAAAAUAAAUAAAAACUCCCCGUAAUUCAAAAA